UAUCGAUACAUGCGCAAAUUACUGACAGGGUAACCGGGCAAACGUUGCUAAGGACUCAGUAGUUAUUGGAAGUCGUGGUUCCUGUUCAGGGGAGAAAGAAAUAAUCAAAAGUUUACCGGUAUAGUAACAACAUCAAAAAUGUCGCAGGUUGGGAUACCCCGUCCCAAUGUGAUGGGUUUAGGAACAAAUAAAGGUGGUAUUACACUACCGCAGAUUGCACAUCCUUUAUCUCGGAUGGAAGGCCCCGGGAACUUGGAUGUUCGUGGGGUGUCUCGUGAUAGCCACAGACCAAAUUCACAACCAUUAACAGGAAGACCUUUAGCUAACGAAAAUGUUUUCACUGGACGUAAAUCUGUAAGUUCUUAUGGCCGGGACAGCCGACUUGGUGUCAACCAGCAAGUGGUAGCGAUGCCGCAUGAUUCUAUUCCUGAAGGAGUCGAAGUUACACAUGGAGAUCCAAAUACUACAAGAAUGCCCCUUUUUGGGAGUAGAGCCGGUAUGGGAAGUAGAAUGGACAGCCGUAUGUCCUCAAGGUUAUCUAACGCCUCAGCUCAAGGUCGACUGGAAAUUGACGAGUUGGAAGCUAGUCUAAAACAGAAAAUUAAAGGAAGUUAUUUUGAGAUCAGGAAAAGAUUUAGGGAUAAUGAUCCAGAACAGAAAGGAAAUGUUUCCAGGGAGGCAUUGCAUAGAAUUCUUGUGACAAUUUUAAAUGUUUCACUGAGUCAAAAUGUGUACAAUCGGCUGAUGGAGAGGAUUGGAUUAAGAGAUAAACAAGUGAUUAAUUACGCUGAAUUCUUUGCCUAUUUCCGUGACGGACCAGAGCCUAAUGAUUAUCCAGGUUGGAUGGACCCAGUACAGAGACAAUACCAGGAUAAGGCAGUCAUGUCAUCUACACAAGUUCAUUCUAAUCUGAAAGAGAAGGCAAAACAGAGAUUCUUGGAUAUAGCAGACUUAAUACCCCAGUUGAACCCAGGCGGAUCAGGUCGUAUUAUGAAACCAGAGUUCAAACAAAUGCUCAACAAACUUAUGUUUUAUAUGGAAGAUACUGAAUUUGAAAAAUUGUGGAAAAAGUAUGAUCCUUCUAAUUCUGGAACAAUUAGUUCAGAAACUUUCUUGAAAGCUUUGGGAAUAACUCUGCAAGAAAAUGGAGAAAAUGGAAGGCUGUCACCUAUCAAUGAAAGUUUUAGAUUAAGGUCUAGCAUGUCUAGUUUUAGUUCUAGAAUGCCUAGCAUGAUACUGGUAACAUCUUCUCGUACACCAAGAAAGAAGGAAAUAGAGAGAAAACAGUCCUUAGAUGUAGAAAGAUGGUUAAAGAAUAAGUUCAGGGAAGGAUGUGUACAGAUGAAGGAUGCAUUUGAAGCUAGAGAUGCCAAGAAUAAUGGUCUUGUAACAUUUGAUGGCUUCUUAGAAGUAUUAUGUAAAUAUGGUUUAAAUUUGGAGAAGAAGUUGCUGUCAGCAUUCUUGUCAAGAUGUAGCGUGAAACCACAACGUGAUGGUGUACCUUAUAGGGAAUUCUUACAUAGAUUCCAGGAUAGAUCUGAAGCAGGAAUGACCCACAAUAUACUGAACAGUAAAAAACACAGGGUUGGAGACAGACCUGCUAGUCCUGGCAAUGUGUCUACAAUGAGUGGUAUUGAAGUACAGCUAAUGAACAUGUUCCAAAGAGAUUUCUUAUCAUUAUUGGGUACACUUAAGAGCAUUGACAACCACAACACUAAUGUGAUAAGCCAGGAAGAGUUCAGAGCUGCGAUAGAGAGCAGAUUUAGCCUGACCCUCCGUGAUGAUCAGUACGAGUCCUUCCUUGAUAGGUUACCACUGGAUGAGGAUGGCAAUGUUAAAUAUGCAGAAUUCCUCCAGUUCUUUGAUACAAAGGGAAUGGCACCAAGUUUAUUUGGUAAGAAACAGGGUGCUGGUCCUGUCCCUGUCCCUGCUCCUAUUCCUAACAUAAUGGAAGAGUUGGUACAAACACAGGCUGACAGACUCGUUGUGGAGGAAGAACCAUUAGACUACACUUCACGUAAGAGGAGUAAUGAAGAAUUAUUCAACCUUGUCAAAGAUCUAUUGACUCGUAAGUUCCAGGAUGUAGAAAGAGCUUUCCAGGAAUUAGACGAGAUAAAUACCAAAAGACUCACUCAAGAGUUGAUGUUCCAGUUAUUAAACAGAUUUGAUAUAAAACCAGAGAUUUCUCGAGGUGAAAUAAGAGAAAUAUGGAAAACAUUUAUCACAAACACAGACAAGACCUUAGAUUACUUGCAGUUUGUAAGACAUUUUGGUUUCUCUGCAAGAUCUGCCCACUUCCCUAAUGCCAAGGUCCAGCCUCCAAGAAAAGGUGAUGCUGACUUCAUGAUCAGAUCCAGAAAACUAAAUUGUGCUGCUGAUAUGUUACAAGACAGUCUAAGAUCAAAGAUUGACUAUAUGUGGGAGGAGCUACGUAAAGAGUUUGUAGGGAUGGACCCCUAUGGUACAGGCUAUGUAACGAGGGAGGAGUUUAAGGAUGUCCUUACUGAGUUAUGUGUUCAUCUUAGUGAAUUUGAAACGAGAUCACUAAGUGAUAAAUUUGAAAUUCGACAAGAUGGCAGAGUAUCAUAUAUAGAAUUUUUGAAACCAUUUGCUCUGAAGAAACAGAUGUGGCGUCAUGGCAAUAAUAUGUUGUCCUUGUUACAACAUCCACAACCAGAGAUACCAAUAGCAGACAUCGGAGAACCUCCACAGAAAGGAUUACAUGGAAUUACAUCAAAACUUAGACAAAAACUGGCUGGAGACUGGAAGAAUAUACGAAGGGCUUUCAAGAAGUUAGAUAGAGCUAAUGAGGGGUACCUCAAUGUAAAUGAAUUCAGAUCUGUCUUAAAGCUUGCUAACGUCAUUCUAGAUGAGGAAGAAGUUUACCAUGUAUUGACACAGUUUGAUAAUAAUAUGUCUGGAAAAAUAUCUUAUGAAAAAUUCAUUGACGAAGUACUAAAACCUCCAACUCGACAAAGUGUAAAGUAAAUUUAAUAAGUGUUGCUAAAUUUUACCUGAACUGACUUUAUUAAUCUUUGUAAGUGACUGAACUUGGAAUUUGUAUUUGAGAAUUUUGACUUUUGGUUGAAUGAUGCAUACAAGUUGAAUGAGAAUGAGAGAAUAUGGUGUAUAUUUGAGUUAUAUAUUUUCCAAUGGGUAUUCUAUCUAAAUUUGAUAAUUGUGGUUUAGAUAUUACUUAUGUAUGAAGUUUUAUUUAAUUUUUAGAUUCAGAAUGUUCUGACUGAAGUUGCCAAAAAAAACUUAAUCUAAAAAAAAAUAUCAAUAUAGCUGGUUGAAAAACUUCUAAAAUUUUAUGCCUUUUUUACAAUGUUUUUUUUAAGGAAUGCAAGUUAGGUGUAAAUGUGUAUGUUGUACAAAUGUAAGAUUCCCUUAUAUCAUCCUUACCAAAUGUCAGUAAAUUUCUUCAUAUAUAUAUUAUACAAAUGUUCAUAUACACCACAUUAGUAAAAAAAUCUUUGAAAAUGUGGAAAUUAAGUUUGUUUUGCUUUCAAGUCCAGAUUUUUACUCUAUUCCAACUAAAGAUUUUGGCAUAUUAUCCAUAUAUGAUACUGCCAUCAUUUUCACUUGUAUGAUUGAGAAUUUUUUUAUUGUACAAAAAUCAUGUAUUUUCCAUAUAAUCCAUUUUGAAAUAGAUAUUACAUUUUUUUUCGCUCUGCUCAAAUUUAUUUCAUUCCGUCCAUCAAAUGUAUAUUGUCUAUAACAGUAUUAUCAGAUUUUAAAAAGAAUGUUUUUAUAUUGUGUUUAUGAACUGUGAUAUUUUAUAGCUGUGAUAUUUAUUGGAUUUUUUUCUGUAUAUCUCUGUUUGUAUUAUUAUAAGUGCCUUGGUUAACAUUAUAGAAUAAGUUCUCUCUUUUUGUAUUAUAUUCUUUUUAUUACUGCAACUUUCUUAAUGCAUUUUACAAAAGAAAACCGUUGCAUAAAUGAGAUUGUUUUAAAGAAUAUUAUUUACUGAUCGAAACUGUCACGUCAUAUUCAUCAAGAGCAUAUAAAAUUUAACAUACAUUCCUUUGGCACACGACAAUCUGUUAUAUGUGAUAUUUCUACGUGUCUGAACAAUCCGUCAUUUUCUUGUUACCGCAUGUGGUUACAGAAUUAUAUUUUGUCUUUCUGUUUGUCAGCUAUUGACUGAUUUUUUUAUGUUUUGACAUUAAAUUUGUUGUAUGUUUA
Molecule: messenger RNA, 4188 nt
Organism: Mytilus trossulus (common blue mussel)
Lineage: Eukaryota; Metazoa; Mollusca; Bivalvia; Mytilida; Mytilidae
Product: EF-hand calcium-binding domain-containing protein 6-like
Exons: 16
Coding region: 139-2988 (949 amino acids)
Molecular function (GO): calcium ion binding
Source: RefSeq, a predicted model, not a curated record